Oryza sativa Japonica Group (Japanese rice) is the source of this 1039-nucleotide messenger RNA. Its product is annotated as AP-1 complex subunit sigma-1. The record is from RefSeq and is a predicted model, not a curated record. Gene Ontology annotation, biological process: intracellular protein transport; vesicle-mediated transport. Gene Ontology annotation, molecular function: clathrin-cargo adaptor activity. Lineage: Eukaryota; Viridiplantae; Streptophyta; Magnoliopsida; Poales; Poaceae. Gene Ontology annotation, cellular component: AP-1 adaptor complex; membrane coat; intracellular membrane-bounded organelle.
CCCCACCGUCUCUCUCCAUUUGGACUCCGAUUCCACGCCGACGUCGCCGCCUGAUCGUCUCCGGCGCCGGCGAUCCCAACCGCCGCAACCACCGCCUCUCCCUCCUCCUCCUCCUCCGGUAGGUGCUCGCGGCCGCUCGACGGCCACGCACGUGCUCGUGUCUCGCUGUCCCGUCCGCCGCCUCUUCUCCACUCCCCCACGCUUCCGCUCCAGAUCUGCCUCUCCGCCCGCCCGGAUCUAGCCACCGGUUCGCCGGCGCCGCCGCUCGGGAGCUGAACCGUGUGGCCGAGUGGCGACCUCUCCUACCGCGUAGCCAUGAUCAAUUUCGUGCUCCUGAUCAGCCGCCAGGGCAAGGUGAGGCUUACCAAGUGGUACUCGCCUUACACCCAGAAGGAGAGGACUAAGGUUAUCCGUGAGCUCAGUGGGCUCAUUCUAACACGCGGGCCAAAACUCUGCAACUUUGUUGAGUGGAAGGGUUACAAGGUUGUGUACAGAAGGUAUGCGAGCCUGUAUUUCUGCAUGUGCAUUGAUGCUGAGGACAAUGAGCUCGAGGUCCUUGAAAUUAUCCAUCACUUCGUUGAAGUACUGGACCGAUAUUUUGGCAGCGUAUGCGAGCUGGAUUUGAUAUUCAAUUUCCACAAGGCCUACUACAUACUUGAUGAAAUUCUCAUCGCUGGUGAGCUUCAAGAAUCUAGCAAGAAAAAUGUUGCAAGACUAAUUGCUGCACAGGAUUCAUUGGUAGAGGCAGCUAAAGAGGAAGCUAGCUCUAUAAGCAACAUCAUUGCCCAGGCUACAAAAUAAAAUUCUACUCCAGUCUGAUGUUUGCUCUCUUUUGUUGUGUUAUAUUGGUAAAUGCAAUGUACUAGUCCAUUUGGUCUGUUCAGUUUUCUAAGAUACGUCUUUCAAGGUGCCAGGAUUAAGAAUGAACAUGAUGUAACUACACUGUAUCCGCUAUUUUGAACCGAAGUCGGAUUUUCUAAGAGAAAAUGUGCAUGAGAGUUGAUCAUGGAGAGUGCAUUAUCUUGAGCAGUUGUGAUUA